Lineus longissimus is the source of this 2631-nucleotide messenger RNA. Its product is annotated as mucin-5AC-like. Bases 394 to 2535 code for a protein of 713 amino acids. NCBI's taxonomy places the organism in Eukaryota, Metazoa, Nemertea, Pilidiophora, Heteronemertea, Lineidae. The record is from RefSeq and is a predicted model, not a curated record. The transcript is spliced from 6 exons.
AACUUCUCUUCCUUCUUGGGAUUGUAAACAAGUUUCUUUACAUUUGCUACUUCGAAGCCUGCAUACGAACGUGGACUGUAUCUGUGUGAGAAGUUGAUUCGACCGGGGAAGUACUAUAUGCAUUGACGGCUAUGGAGGAUGAUUAAAAGCCGAUGACUGAUUUGUUGAAGACAAGUUUAGAUCACGAUGUCAUGAUGGAAUCAUUGUAUCAUCAUGAGGCGAAUGUUCAUGUAGGCUAGCAGUACUACGUUCAAAGUGAAGGCACUUGUCAAUAAAUAUGAAGAGAACUCUCGACUUGGAUAUCAUAUAAAUUCCAAGCAGCACGACAGAAAGACAAUACCACAGGAUACUAAAGGUCAGGUCAUCUUCCCACGACUACGGAGGUGACCAAGCAUGUUGAGGACCGUCAAGAUGAGAACUGCUAUAGCUGUGUUCGGCAUCAUUUCUUUUCUAUCACUGGCAGCACUCAGCAGUGCUAAGACCACGACAGCCUGUCAUGAGGAAAUAUUCUUACUGCAGGGGACCUGCACGUCAACUCAGUACAUACUGAUCCACUCAGUCGAAAGCCAAGAAGUUAGCAGCUGCAAUGAUAACAGCUCGGGUGCUCUGUGGUCAAGAAGUGGUCUCGCAGUUCAUUUUGCCUGGGAGUGGUGUAACCUGCAAAAGGAAAGAUGUACAAAUGGAAAGCUAUCUAACGCUACCUACUUAAGAAUGAAUUAUACUUGCGUUGAUGAGUUGUCUUCGAUACGGCGGUUCAACAUGUGCUCAGAUGUAAGCGUGUUGACAUCAACUCCAGUUUACCUUCAGAGCCCAGGAUAUCCGGCCUAUUAUACCUACACCAACGCAGCAAACUGCACUUGCUCUAUAUCAGUGUCUCAAAACAAAACCGUCGGUGACUUCUGGUUGACACUGUAUGACAUGUUCACCCAGCUGCCCGAGACACUGACUUUGAAAUUGAGUAAUGGUACAAAUAAAAAAUUAACCACUGUUGCCGAUAAUACGGGGUAUAUACUGAAUCAGGAGACAACAAACAUUUCUCCUGCUCUCUCUGUGUCGUUUGUUCCCAGGUUUCCAGGGCAAGGAUACUUUUGGAUCGGAUUAGAAAGUAGAGCUCCCGUAAACAUAGCAAUUACCUGCAAUGAGGGGCUGGGAACUUCACCGACUUUACCACCUACCACACCGACAACGUCGGUGACAGCAAAUAGUACGGCAACGACGGUAACUAAUGAAACAACAACACCGACCACAAAAACAACCACAACUAAUGAAACAGCAACUACGGAGACAACAGCGACGACAACUAAUGAAACAGCAACUACGGAAACAACAGCGACGACAACUAAUGAAACAACAACACCGACCACAAAAACAACCACAACUAAUGAAACAGCAACUACGGAGACAACAGCGACGACAACUAAUGAAACAACAACACCGACCACAACAACAACCACAACUAAUGAGACAGCAACUAUGGUGACAGCAGAGAAGACGUCAAUGACGACAACAGCACAUACGAGCACAGCAACGACAUCAAGAGCAGUAACACCAGCUGCAGUCGGGAUGACGAAAGACGACUUGAAAAUCAUCUACAUUGUGGUACCUACUGCGGUCAUCGCGAUCGUUAUCACCAUUGUUAUCGUUGUCAUAAUCAAGAAGCGGCAGAAAUCAAACCACGCCAAGUUUGAAGACACGGUUAGGUUUAGCGUCCCAGACUACGGGGUGGAGAGCCUGUACGCCAAGGAGAACUUCGCCAUGGAUAUGGUUGACAAGGAAAUCUACGAAUCACAGGAGAGCUUAGGAAAUGGUAGCCUCUCGGGGCCCGUGUCGUCGUACGGAGUGGGUGUUGCCUUCGGAACGUUCAAAGGUGAGAAUGUUCGCCAGAGGUCAAGUGAGGGAGAAGAGAAGGAAAUGCACAGGGGGAUGUUUCCGCUGCCCAAGUCUGUAACAUUUGGUGGGGAGGAUUUAUUGUUAGGGGUAGGGGCUGCAGUGCCCUCUGACGGUGGUGAAGUGAUUUACGCCCAGAUCAACAAACCUAAGAAAAAUAAAAACCCGGAAGAUGACCGAGUUCAGGGUCAGACUUCCAUCCCAAGACCAAGCCAUUCAAAUGAACGCCAAGAUCAGCUAGUGUCUGAUUCAAAUCCGGUUGAAAACGAAACAGACUACUCAUUAGCAGACGAUUUUGAUGACCCGAACAAGUGCAGUGGCGUUGGUUCAAGGUCAAAUGAUGGUGAAGAUGCUGAUGUUGACUAUGCAUAUGCGUACGCACGCAGACGUAGGAGAGGCAACCCGAAACGACGCGAGCCACAAAAAAGUCUACUCAUUUACGACGACAUAGAAAGCGAUGAUUCUGAAUUUGCUGAGUCGGAUAUCGAUGGAGUCUUUCGGGAGGCUAUUAAACCUCAUAUUGAGCGCAACGAUCAUGAAACUGAGUGUGCAGACGGGAUUACAGAUUAUGACGAGCUGGAGUUUGAGGACCAAAAACACAAGAGGCAACUUGACGAUGUUGUACAUGUGCAAAGAACAGAGCUUUAGGAAGGAAGUUUUGGUUUGCAUAAACAAGCAGCAAAGGAUACAGAAGGGAUAAUCUAAAAAAAGGUCGAAACCAGAAUAUAUUACCUUCUUAAGAGA